Molecule: messenger RNA, 1145 nt
Organism: Melanaphis sacchari
Lineage: Eukaryota; Metazoa; Arthropoda; Insecta; Hemiptera; Aphididae
Exons: 2
Coding region: 48-800 (250 amino acids)
Source: RefSeq, a predicted model, not a curated record
AGUAGUUAAUUACUAGUAGACAAUAGUGUAGUGAACUGAAAAGCACUAUGAUUUUUGUUUUGGUUAUUAUCGUAAUUUUAAAUGGUUACACAAUAGUUCAGACAUAUGACAUAUCAAGAGGAUGUCCAGAUAACAUUGUAUAUCCAUUACCAUCUUACGACAUUAUUGACUAUGGUACCUAUACAUGGACGACGACAAACGGAAUGGUGAUUACUAACAAGAUAACUCACCAUUAUAAAACAAUAUUCCAUAACGGAAUGGCAAAUAUGUUGGUGACAUCGUGUUAUUCAUAUGAUAAUGUGGGUGUACAGGAUAAAAGAACUAAUCCAAGUAAUAUACAACUAGGAGUGCAACUUGCGUGUGAGCAUCAAGCUGACUGUGAUGCUGGUCAUAUUAUUCCAACUAUAUUGGGUGGUAAUGAAACAGCCACCAAUUUUAUACCGCAAUUCAAUAGUUUUAACAGAGGUGUUUGGGCACAGUAUGAAUCUGACAUUAAAACCCGUGCUCCAGUUAAUAGUAUUGUGAUAACAUUAUAUGAAUAUGCUCCAAAAAGUCUGAACAAUUCUAUUUUGUCAAGUGUGGGUGCCGUACCGUUUUUUCUCUAUCGUCAACCUGAUAUUAUGCGAUCCUAUGUGGUGGUUGACGGUGUUGAUCCACGACUGUUAUUUUGUGGUACAUUUCUUAAUAGACAUGGUGUUAAAAAUCCGAAACACACUUUAAUAGACAUGUCAAUACGUGACUGGAUUUCAAUGAAGAAACCCAAAGGUACAUACGGUAAAUGUGGUAAUGUCAAAGUUUAAAAAAAAAUAAAUAAAAUAUAUAUUGUUUUCUCUGCGUCUUUCAAUAUACAUAUUCUGGUAUGACGCUGUCGUUGCGGAAAAAAAAAUUUAAAAAAAAAUUAAAAAAUAAAAAAUAAAUAAAAUAUAUAUUGUUUUCUCUGCGUCUUUCAAUAUACAUAUUCUGGUAUGACGCUGUCGUUGCGGAAAAAAAAAAUUUAAAAAAAAUUUAAAAAAAUCAAAAAAAAAAAAAGAAAAAAAUAUAUAUUGUUUUCUCUGCGUCUUUCAAUAUACAUAUUCUGGUAUGACGCUGUCGUUGCGGAAAAAAAAAUUUAAAAAAAAAUUAAAAAAUAAAAAAUAAAUAAAAUA